Molecule: messenger RNA, 511 nt
Organism: Chinchilla lanigera (long-tailed chinchilla)
Lineage: Eukaryota; Metazoa; Chordata; Mammalia; Rodentia; Chinchillidae
Gene: Uts2
Product: urotensin 2
Exons: 4
Coding region: 14-385 (123 amino acids)
Biological process (GO): blood vessel diameter maintenance; regulation of blood pressure
Cellular component (GO): extracellular region
Molecular function (GO): hormone activity
Source: RefSeq, a predicted model, not a curated record
GUCUCCUACCAUCAUGUACAAGCUGGCUUCCUGCUUCCUGUUGUUUAUAGGACUGCUACAGCCUCUGUUCUCUCUUCCCGUCAUCGGCUCCACGGAAGCACCCCUUCAGCUGCCAGCCCCGGAUGAAGAGGCGAGGCUGGCCCUGGAGAAGCUGGAAAGAGCGGCCCUCCUGCGGCUGUUGCCGGAGGUGCUCGGCGCAGGGAGGGGCGAGGGGCGCAAAGACACAGACCCUCAGGCGAACACCCUUCACCCAAGAGGAAACGUGAGAAAGACUUCCUCUGGACAAGAGCCUAACAUGCGACUCAGUCGUCUUUUGGCAAGCAGCAGAAACCAGCAGAGGCCGCACGGGGUGCCCUUGGAGUGUUUCUGGAAAUACUGUGUCUGAAGCCGGGUGGGCAGCGCCUUCUCCACCUCGGGACACCCACCUUAGACAACAGCAUGCAUGCCCGGCCGGAACCCAGAAAGCAGCGUGAGGAGACACGGGGCAAACCGCACCCUGCGCGCUGGCCGG